Molecule: messenger RNA, 6418 nt
Organism: Miniopterus natalensis
Lineage: Eukaryota; Metazoa; Chordata; Mammalia; Chiroptera; Miniopteridae
Gene: CD93
Product: CD93 molecule
Molecular function (GO): calcium ion binding
Source: RefSeq, a predicted model, not a curated record
CGGAGCCCUCAGCUCCCCUCUGAGCUCGCCGGGGCGGGCGCUGUCUCUGUCAGGCUCCCAGCCUCCUGCUGAGGGCGACAGGGAGGCCGCGAUGGCCACCUCCACCCGCCUGCUGCUGCUGCUGCUGCUGCUGCUGCUCCCCAGCCAGCCCGGGGCCAGGGCUGGUGCCGAGGGGCAGGCCGUGGUGUGCGCGGGGACCGCCUGCUACUCGGCCCACCAGGACAGGCUCAGUUUCGAGGAGGCCCAGCUUCACUGCAGCAGGAACGGGGGCAACCUGGCCACGGUGAGGACCGAGGAGGAGGCCAGGCACGUCCAGCGGUUACUGGCCCAGCUCCUACAGUCCAGGGUGCCCCUGGCAACCCGGUCAGGCAAGUUCUGGAUAGGACUCGAGCGAGAAAAGGGCAAGUGCAUACAGCCCAGCCUGCCGCUGAAGGGCUUCAGCUGGGUGGGUGGCGGGGAAGACACGCUUUACUCCAACUGGCACAAGGAGGCCAAGAGCACUUGCAUCUCCAGGCGCUGCGUGUCCCUGCUGCUGGACCCGUCCCUCCCUUCCCUCUCCAGCUACCUCGCCAAGUGGUCUGAGGGCCCCUGUGGGAGCCCGGGCUCCCCUGGGAACAGCAUCGAGGGCUUUGUGUGCAAGUUCAGCUUCAAAGGCAUGUGCCGGCCCCUGUCCCUGGGGGGCCCAGGCCAGGUGAACUACAUCACUCCUUUCCAUGCCACCAGCUCCUCCCUGGAAGCUGUGCCCUACGCCUCCUUGGCCAAUGUGGCCUGUGACGAUGGGGACAAGAGGAAGCAGGACUUCUUGUGCAGAGAAAAGGCCGCCGAUGUGUUCGACUGGGGCAUCACAGGGCCCCUCUGCGUCAGCCCUGAGUACGGAUGCAGCUUCAAUAACGGGGGCUGCCAGCAGGACUGCUUCGAGGGGGGAGAUGGCUCCUUCCGCUGCGGCUGCCGCCCGGGGUUCCGGCUGCUGGAUGACCUGGUGACCUGUGCCUCCCGGGACCCUUGCAGCUCCAGCCCGUGCAGGGGGAUGGCCACGUGCAUUCCCGGGCCCCUGGGGAAAAACUACACGUGCCACUGUCCCCAGGGCUUCCAGCUGGACUCGACUCAGCGGGACUGCAUAGACGUGGACGAGUGCCAGGACUCCCCCUGUGCCCAGGAGUGUGUCAACACCCCCGGGGGCUUCCACUGCCAGUGCUGGGUGGGCUACGAGCCUGGCAGCCCUGGAGAGGGGGCCUGUCAGGAUGUGGACGAGUGUGCCCCCGGCCGCUCGCCCUGCGCCCAGGGCUGCGCCAACACAGAAGGCUCCUUCCACUGCUCCUGCGAGGACGGCUACGCCGUGGCCGGGAAGGACGGCACCCAGUGCGAGGAUGUGGACGAGUGUGCGGGCCCUGAGGGUAGCCCCUGUGACAGCUUGUGCUUCAACAUGCCAGGGUCCUUCCGCUGCGGCUGCUUGCCAGGCAGGGAGCUGGCCCCGAACGGGGUCUCCUGUACCAUGGGCCCCAUGUCCAGGACACCAGUUGCUGAGAGUCCCCAGGGGGAGAACACAGGAGACCGAGAGGGGAGCCUGGUGCCUUCUGCCACAACCUCAAGUCCGACUGGAGGCCCUGAGGGCACCUCCCAGGUGGCACCCACCAAGAGGAGACUCUUCCUUCCAUCCAAUGCCUCUACCACCCCUACGCCACCCCAGGCUCUGGCCAGCAGCGGGUCCCCUGGAAUCUGGAUGAAGCCUGGCACCCAUCACCCCACGGCCACCACGGGCCAUGAGGAGUCUACGGGCGGGGAUUUCGUGGUCCAACAAAGGAAUGAGGGCACCGACGGGCAAAAGCUACUCCUGUUCUACAUCCUGGGCACCGUGGUGGCUAUCUUGCUCUUGCUGGCUCUGGCCCUGGGGCUGCUGGUCUACCGCAAGCGGCGAGCCAAGAGGGAGAAGAAAAAGCCCCAGCGUGCAGCAGACAGCUACUCCUGGGCUCCGGAGAGGGCUGAAAGCAGGGCCGUGGACAACCAGUACAGUCCAACACCUGGGACAGACUGCUGAAGGUGAGGUGGCCCCAGAGACACUGUCAGUCAGCCGCCGCCAUCCUCAGAGCUCACAUCCUCUGUCAGAAGGCGGGACCCACAUCCUCCUGAAAGGCCGGACUGGAAUCUUAGCAAACGGUUGUAAACUUUCUCCUUAAAAGCCUGGCAACUGGGAAUGCGCAGGUGUAUCCUAAACACGUGUGACAUUCCCAAGUGGAAGCGACGGGCUGUGGCGUCAUUGUGGGAAUUUUGUGAAUAUUAACUAUUGUCACUCGUUCCCCCUUGUCCAAUUCAAAUAUGACCGAUUUCACCUUUCUGCACUGAUGCUGGGUUCGGAGUCAGGUGCUCAUGGGCUUCCUCUGAACGGCUUCUCUGCUCCCUGGAGUCAACUAAGAAGAAAAGGGGUGUGAUUGUGCUAAUUUGUAUAAUGGAGACUAAGUCGAUUAUUAUUUAAUUACAUAAGAAGUUUUGUUUUGAUUUUUGCCAGAGGGAACAUAUUUAGGACUGAGUGUCUUUGCAUGUACAUCCGCGCACUUUCCCAUCGCAAGUCCUGCCGACCUUCGUGUUGUCAAAAUCCUCCACCGUGACCAGAAAUCCACCUACGGUCUCGUUAGCAAGGAGGGGGGCGUUUAGAACUCGCAUGUCUCUGUCUUAAGUUUCUGAUAGUCUUGGGUUUAUUUGCUAGUGAAACCUGAGAAAUGUGGCAGAAGUUGUACGAAGUGAGUUAAAAUGGUUUUGAAAAGAAAUAAUCCAAAGUGCUGGAGAGGCCAGGGGUUUGCUCCACAAGCACUUGGAUCUAAAUUCAUCUAAAUGUUCUGAUGUCAGCGCAGACUCAACUGUUGAUGAGUCGAACACCAGUAAGGAAAACGCCAAGGACUACUUGUCUCUAAGCCUGCCCGUCCCCAAGACACCCACCCGCCCUGUCCCGGCUCCCUGCCUUCACCUGGGGCAGCUCUGGGUUUCCGUGCUCUGACCACACGUAGGCGGAGGAAUUGCGGGGAGUCUCCCCCUGAUUGCUCCUAAAGCACGUGGGGGCGAGAGGACUCCCUGAGCUCAGAGCCGUCGGCCUAAAGCCCUUAGCACAGUUCACAGCCCUCAGUCCGCGCUGCAUCCUGACAACUUGAUUCUGACUCGUGGCUGUAGCUCUCAGAAAAGCCAGAGACCAGUCACGCACGGUGACUGUCCCAGUGCCGCUUUGGGAACUUGUGUCUUCUUUCUCUCUUUUCCUUGAAAAGGGGGGGCAGGCGGGAGGGAGGGAAGAGAGAAAGAGAGAGCAACUAAGAUCUUUGGCAACUACAAGCACUACUCAAAGCAACUUGAAUCGAUGCCCUCACUUUUAAGGGCUCACUUGCAGAGGUGUCCCCUUAUGAGGUGGUCAGUGAUGGGCGGUUCUGCCUGUGUAGGCAGGAAGCAGCUGGAAUGGUCCAAACUGCCUGAGGAGCCAGCCCGAGAGGCCUGCAGGGGCCUGGGGACUUUCCGCUGCCGCCUUGCAGAAGUACAGAGGGAAUGUGUUUCCUUCCAGAUUCUAAACUCUGCCUCUCAGAUGGAGGACACCCUGUUGUUUCUGGUUUUGCCUUAGAAAUGCAGCUGUCCCAGAGUUUACCAUGCUGAGCGGGAGUAGUGUCAGGUGCACGGCUGCCUUCAGAGUCAAGGAAGUUUGUUUUGUUUUGUUUUUGCCAAUUUUGAAAUGCAGAUGCUACCGUUUACUAUUUUUUAAAGACAAUGAAAACUGCAGGGUGUGUGACAGAGAGAAUGAAGGCUCUGGGAGGCCUCGCAGGGGCUUGGAAGUCCUGCUUUUUAAAGUCGGUUUUCACCUGGAACGAGUGGUGUUUAACACUCAAGGAGACAAAAGCUGUGCCCGCUGACCACAGGACCCUUGGUGGCCUCUUGUAUGGGAACCAGCUGUUUUGCCAUUCAGAUGAUUUCAAAGACUUGGCCAGAUGUGUUGCUGACCAGUAUGUGCACUUACAUGAAAUAAAUGCAAAUUCAACAGCUUUCCCCCUAGGUUUUUACAGUUUUUCUUUUUGUUUGGGGUGAAGGAGAAGUUCCUACUUUGGGCUCUGCCCUGUCAUUGCACAGCGUUCGAUGCUCCUACAGGCCCCACGAGGGGCUACAUGGGUUGGUGAAGAGCAGUUUCUCAGGAUCUGCUCUGGCAGAGUUGGCCCCCCGAAGGCCAGUGAGGUCUCCUGCUCUCACGCCACUGUCCACCAUCCUUAACCUGGAUGACCUCAGGCGGAGAAUCUGAUGAAACUACUGGCCUCAAACAGACGCCUUGUUCCCCCAUUACCCCGCUGUAAUUCCGUCUGAGGUAUUCAGUCGAAUGCUUGUGCAUAAACCAGUGUCUGUGGGCUGUGUGGCCAUUGGCUAACUUCCAACUUAUUCACAGGGGCCCCAGGUGGCUCCAUCGUGACCCAAGCAGAGAGAUGGACAGGACUGAGCAUGGGGAGAGGUGGCUCUGCCAUGUGCAGACCCGUCCAGCAGUGGCUCUGGGCAGGGACAGACCAGGUGCUGUUCUGUUUCUGACCUGCUGAGCCGCAGAACAGGUGAGACAAUGGGGAGAGGGAGAAGGGUCUACUUGGCAGCAGGCUCAAAGGCGAUGGAGACUUUUGUCCAAAUAGUAUUUCCCAUAGUUCAGUCAUUCUAGGAAACUCUUAGAACACCUGUAUUUGGGAUGAACACACUUCCCCUACCCUUCACCUCCCAGGGCAGAUCAUUUAAAGGGGGGAGGACACCUUUAAACAUGCAGCUCACCAAGCCCAUUUCUUACUUUUAGGGACAAUCAUUGCUCUUUUUCCUUCUUUGCUAUUCAUAGAAGCCUGAUGCAGGACAAGUCCCCCUAAAGCAUCUGAGACCUAGAGAAAACCAAGGGGGGGGGGGCAACUAUCCAGAGAUGCCUAAGGAGUGGUGGACUUGGCGAGGAUCCUCUCUAGGAUGACCUGCCCCUGCUCAGCAGUGUGGCCUCGAGGCACAAGCAGCUGUUGAGGCAGCUCGGUCAUCUUAGUGCCGACAAUGUGAUGCCACCCAGCCACAUGGCAUCUUCCCAGCACCAUUAAGUGGGUGGAUUAAGUGGUUUCUGAGUUGAGGACAGGAGGACUCUGGAGUGCAGUCACUGUCAGGCUUGGCAAGGCCAUCUCUAGCCCUAAGUGUUAUUCAGUGGUAGCCUGGCAACCCUUGGCAAAGGCUCCUCCUCACAUCGCUCCAUGAUCCGGCGAACAGGCGGGAUAAAAGGUUGAACAUGUAAUAUGUGCCCAUGUACAUCAUGAAGGAAGAACUGGGUAGAGACGGAACCUCUUUUCUCUUAAACACACGAGUGGGCGUUGCUGUCUCUUUUACAUUCUAAUCAAGGGCACUGGUCCAGCGUGUUGUGAUGGGACCCGGACUCUUAGCACGGAGUGACCUUUGAAGAAAAUGGAUUUCAUCAUUAGUUUCUUUUAUUCCAACUUUCUUUUCCAUAACUAUUUUUGUGAAAACUAAGAAAAGAGAGAUGAGAUCUGACAAAAGUACUAACUUUAAACGAAUGCAGUUUUUUUAAAGCCUUUUUGUGUUAUUUCUCCCCCAAAUCUCUCCAUUGUCUAGAACAGGAAAACAGGAAAGCAUUGCUUUCUAGCAGCUGCAAAUCCUGUAAUGGCUAAUGGCUCUACAUAUUUCCAUCACCCUAAACAAUAGGGUCAGUGUGGGAAUCUGAGAUACGAGCCCUGUGAACAGCUGUUCCUAUCUGGCUGCGAAACCCACAGCUUCAAUCUGUGUGGUUUGUGGAGUCAACCAAAAAAAAAAAAGAAAAGACAAAAUGCUCAAAGUUCCCCCCUUACCCAACAAUCAAGUACUUAUUCCAUCCCAGAUUUCAGGAACUAAUUACUAACUGAAGUGCUGUUUUAAAAAAAUGACUUGUGUUUUGGUCUGUUCUUAAAGUGAAUGCCCAUGUAUUUUAGGAAGCAACUCUAGAAUUCCUUUCUCGAAUAGCUCCUUCUACCUGCAAUGUGGCAAGUGCUUUCUUCCCGCAGGUUUUGCCCUCUGCUCCCCUGGGCUGAAGCUCUUUUUGCAUAUUUGGCUUAAGCUUGAACUAGGUUGCAUGCAAGGCCUUGUUCUGCUGUAUUAGGUGUGAUUAUAAAUGUCUAAUCACUUCAUGAAUGCUGAACGGGAAUGUAAGUAUUUUUAAAUGUGUAUUUAAAACUUGUUCCACGAAUUCUGGAAUCAUGGGAUUUCGAGGUGGGGUUUAUUUUCAUCUCAGGCACCAGUGCUUUGCGGGUUGGGGGGAGGGCACGCUUGAGCACGGCACUGGUCCUUAGAACUCCGAGAACCUUCCAGAACCUUCGUGGCAUCUUGGCUCAGCCUCAAGAAGUGGCAGGCUUGCGGUCUUGUGCACUUUGUAUUACACAUCCAAUCUAAUAAACUCUGAAAUGCA